This is a messenger RNA of Yarrowia lipolytica CLIB122, 1734 nucleotides long. RefSeq lists its product as uncharacterized. The record is from RefSeq and is a predicted model, not a curated record. Gene Ontology annotation, biological process: activation of GTPase activity. NCBI's taxonomy places the organism in Eukaryota, Fungi, Ascomycota, Dipodascomycetes, Dipodascales. Gene Ontology annotation, molecular function: GTPase activator activity.
AUGAUGGAUGACUUUUUGUCCGAAUUAUCCUCGCAUACACCACAAUCGCUGCGCAGACAGGUGUUUUCGGGGCGCUACAACACCAGCGUGGGAAGAGGAGUGCUGUGGAGAGUGUAUCUUCAAUUCGACUCCUUGAAGCUGUCCGACUGGAAGAAGGACCUCGAGACACAAAGACAGCGCUAUGACUCGUUCCUCAGCGAGUUUGUUAACCCCAGCAAUUGCGGUGGAGACAGGAAAAUGACGUUUGUGGACCCCUUGAACAAUGAUAUCGACGACACAGACGCCAAUGAUUCGGAAACCCUUGAGGAGAUCAGAAAAGAUGUCACUCGAACCUUUCCCGAGGUGGAUUUCUUCCAACAAACACAUGUUCAACAGUCAAUGACCCGGAUCCUAUUUGUAUAUGCCAAAUUGAACCCUCAUUUGAAAUACAGACAAGGAAUGCAUGAGCUUCUGGGGCCUCUAAUAUACGUGUUGACCAUGGACGGAGAGGUGUGUGGAGCGACUGAGGCACUCAGCAAUGUGUGUUCGUUGCAAUACAUCGAACAUGACUCCUUUGCACUAUUUGAAAUUCUUAUGACAAAUGCUGCUUCUUGGUAUUCAACAGAUACUCCUUCACAGAUUGUCCUCAAGAGCAGACUAAUCCAACAGAAGAUUCUGCGACAAAGUGACCCGGCUUUGACGGCCAAACUCGAACAGCAUUCAAUUGAGCCCCAAAUUUGGGGUCUACGAUGGAUCAGACUCCUGUUCUCUCGUGAAUUUGACUUCCCAAGUGUGCUGGAACUAUGGGAUGCUCUAUUUGCGGCAUCUCCUAAACUGGAUCUUGUUGACUAUGUCUGUGCUGUCUUAUUAUUGCGUAUCCGUGAAAAGAUUAUCACUUGUACCGACGACACCGAUAUCCUCACCUGUCUGUUCCAUUAUCCCACUUUUGCCGAGGAGAAAAUGUGGUCGUUUGUGUCCAAUGCCGUUUACCUGAGAAACCAUGUGAACAGAGAAGGAGGUCGAUACGUGUCAGACCAAUACAGCCAUUUGUGGCGAGAAGAUAACCCUCUUUCUGAGUCUGACACGUCUAGAAACGGCCCCUCCAAGCUGGAGGACGUGUUUUCCACUCUGUCGAGAAACUGGGGAGUCGACAAGAUCUACAAUGAGGUGGUUAGAGCUGCUAAUGACGUCAACACUAUGGGACUCCGAAAUACGACCCAAGCCAGACUCAAUGACGUCAUUGAAGGAUAUGUACGGCAACGGACAGAUGGAGUGUCUCGUGAUCUCGAAAGGCUGUCUGACUUAUUUGAUAACACUCAAGACGUCCACACCCAGGAGUACAGGGACGCAGUGGCCGAGCUGAGAGCUCUGAGCAAGAGACUGGCUAUUAGAGACGGGGUCGAGAUGAGUGACAGACCGGACAAAGAGCGUCAUGAAACACCUACCGUGGAUCCCAAACAAGUAAGCACUACUCCCCACGACCCUGUCGUAGCCGGAUCACGUGAAAGCCAUUUUGAAACGUCCUCUCGAAGUGCAUCUGACACCCCUACAAGGAAGUCUCUAGCUCAAUCACAAUUCUCUUGGAUGCUGGGAGACGAAAGUCCUAUUGGAAAAGUGGAGCUGGAAGAUACCAAGUUUGGCCCCAUUCCUGGGUCAUCGUCUAACAAGCCCGUGACCAGUGUCUCUGCGAAAAAGAAGGAGGUGAAGAAGAAUGUCUUUGAGUUAGAAGAAAGGGCCGUUGAUGGGCCCUUGUAA